This is a messenger RNA of Protobothrops mucrosquamatus (brown spotted pit viper), 1326 nucleotides long. RefSeq names its product early growth response protein 4-like. Gene Ontology annotation, molecular function: DNA-binding transcription factor activity, RNA polymerase II-specific; RNA polymerase II cis-regulatory region sequence-specific DNA binding. The coding region runs from base 1 to 1326 and encodes 441 amino acids. The record is from RefSeq and is a predicted model, not a curated record. Gene Ontology annotation, biological process: regulation of transcription by RNA polymerase II. The transcript has a single exon. Lineage: Eukaryota; Metazoa; Chordata; Lepidosauria; Squamata; Viperidae.
AUGGGAGCUACCAUGAACUCUGAACCAGUGGACUACUACUUCCUUUCCGGAGAGGUGUCCCCACCGGUCAGUUACUCCGGCAGCCUUUUUAUCAAGACGGAACAAUGCCAAGAUCAGGAGUCCCUCUUCAACUUGAUGUCCGGGAUCUUAGGACUUUCUCCCUUCUCUGCUCUGGAAGGUCACCAGAGGCCACCAGAGACCAGCUACACCAUCCCCGAGGUUCUCCAGAACCACCUGGAUCUCUACUCUACCUGCCAGCCUGAGCUGAACAUCUCCGUGCAACCGUCUUUAGCCGAACAAGGCUAUAGUUCCUCCUUCUCGAGUGCGGAGAACCUCCAGCAGUUCCAGGCUUCUUCUGAAGAGAGGGCCUCCUCUUCUCACUGUCUCUUUCAGGAGAAGCUUUUGGAUUCCAAGCAGGACGUCAAGCUCUCCUCCAUCUCUCCCACCGCGGAGAAGUUCAAAUCUUCCUGCUCCCAUUGGGAGCACCUCAGCCAGCCUCACUCUUAUUUGCCGGCCGAGUGUCCACCUUCAGAGGCCUUCCACCCAGUGGAGGCAAGUCAAGCCAUGUUUCCCCAGAUGGCCCCCAAGACGGAGAACGUGUUGAUGGUCAGCUGCCAGUCAGAACUCAACUCUCUCUCUGAACAAUCCGGGACUUUUGGACCUCCCUUGGAUUUUGGUUGUCACGCCGAAGCAUUCCUAAGCCACGGUCAACUCCCCGCGGACUUUGUGGACACCAAGCCCCCGCCUAAACUUUCCCCUCCGUUCACCCAAGAAUUUGAAGCUCCCGUCGCCCACCCGGAAGUCCUCCCAACCUUGAUGCACCCCAACAGUCUCAAGCUGCCGGGCAACUCCAUGACGGACUUUUUAGCUCACCUCCCGAGUUCUUCCGCCAACAGUUUGGGACUUGGCAGGACCCCCGGCAGCCUGGCAGGCCCCAAGAAGAAGACACGGCGUGGGAAAUGUUCUUCUAAAUGCUUUUGUCCCAAACCCCACGAGAAGGCCUUCGCCUGCCCGGUAGAAAACUGCGUCAGGAGCUUUGCCAGAUCAGACGAGCUCAACAGACACCUCCGGAUACACACUGGCCACAAGCCCUUCCAGUGCCGCAUCUGCCUGAGGAACUUUAGCCGCAGUGACCACCUGACCACCCACAUCAGGACCCACACGGGGGAAAAGCCCUUCUCCUGCGACGACUGCGGCCGCCGCUUCGCCAGGAGCGACGAGAAGAAAAGACACAGCAAGGUCCACUUGAAGCAGAAAGCACGGGCGGAAGAGAAACUCAAGGGACUUGGGUUUUACACCAUGGGACUUUCCUUCGGGACCCUCUAA